Molecule: messenger RNA, 1060 nt
Organism: Lingula anatina
Lineage: Eukaryota; Metazoa; Brachiopoda; Lingulata; Lingulida; Lingulidae
Product: glutathione S-transferase A-like
Biological process (GO): L-phenylalanine catabolic process; glutathione metabolic process
Cellular component (GO): mitochondrion
Molecular function (GO): maleylacetoacetate isomerase activity; glutathione transferase activity
Source: RefSeq, a predicted model, not a curated record
CACAUCAAAAAGCCGAUAUAUAGCACAGAAUCAAAAUGGCGUUUGCGACAGCAGGGAGGUCGAUGAAGCUCUACUGGGGUUCCGGCAGCGCACCUUGCUGGCGCGUCAUGGCAGUGUUAGAGGAGAAAGGGCUCGGAAAAUACGAUAGCAAGCUGAUCUCCUUCGACAAGAACGAGACCAAAUCUGAGGAAAUCAUGAAAUUGAACCCACGUGGUGAGGUGCCAACAUUUGUUAUAGGGGAAAUCGUCAUCAAUGAAUCGCUGGCAACCUGUUUGUACCUCGAGGACACGUACAAGUCGUCAGGUGUGCAGCUUAUUCCCAGCGAUUGCCCCAAAAAGGCCAAGGUGCUGCAAAGAACUUUUGAGGUCCCGGGGUUCAUGAAGAGAGGACUUGAAGACCUGGGUUAUCUGUACAUGGAGGGCGACGUGAAUGAGGAAGAAAUGAAAGAGAAAAAGACAUCACUGAAAGCUGAACUGGCUCUGUGGGAAGGUUAUCUGAAGGCAGCAGGAGGUGACUAUUUGACUGGCCAGGACUUUACAAUGGCCGACUGCAUCUUCUUCCCCGUCUUAGCCGUUAUGGUGCGUCUCGGCCUUGCUCUGCGUCCGACCUUCCCGGAGCUGGGGAAGUAUUAUGACACGGUCAGCAAGCGACCUUCCAUUAUGAAAACGUGGCCGCCACACUGGAAGGGAACCGAGGGAAAGAAGUGGCUGAAUGAUGUGUGCUAACGUCAAGGAUAACAACAGCCCAUAGCAAACAAAAACGGUCAUUUCUGGUGCUAUUUACAAUACCAUGGUAACUUUUAUUAGGUCUUGUAUGGUUGUCGCGUCCAAUAUUUGUAAAUGGUCUAACCAAGCCCUACGGUGUUUACUAGUAUAUGUGAAUUGAAAUUACGUAAGAAUGGGUGCCAUCUUGAAUUAGCAGCCAUAUUAGACUGCAAUCCAACUUUACAGACUAAAUUAUGCUUCAGCAUCACGGACACAUUGCUUUUAUUCAAGUAAAUAAUUUCUAUUAAAAAGUAGUAAUUUCUAAUUAAAAAGGAGGCCUUCUGAAAACAUUGGAU